Molecule: messenger RNA, 4386 nt
Organism: Lodderomyces elongisporus
Lineage: Eukaryota; Fungi; Ascomycota; Pichiomycetes; Serinales; Debaryomycetaceae
Exons: 1
Coding region: 1-4386 (1461 amino acids)
Biological process (GO): transmembrane transport
Cellular component (GO): plasma membrane
Molecular function (GO): ATP binding; ABC-type xenobiotic transporter activity; ATP hydrolysis activity
Source: RefSeq, a predicted model, not a curated record
AUGGCUGAUUCAUCGCUAGAAAAUCAGCAACAGUUGCAACGACAGAAGCGUCUUCUUAGUAUUUUCUUCUCCAAACAUGUACCGCAUGUACCGACCGAAGAUGAGAGAAAACCGUAUCCGCAAAACAGUGCCAACUUUCUUUGGCGUAUCUUCUUUUGGUGGCUAUCGCCAGUGAUGAAGACCGGUUACACAAGAACGUUACAGCCCGAAGACUUGUUCUACUUAACGGAUGAUAUAAAAGUUCAAACUAUGGCAGAUAAUUUCUAUCGAUAUAUGACAAAUGACAUAGAGAGGGCAAAACAGAAAUGGGUUGCCGAGAAAUGCAAAAAGAGAGGCGAAACAUUGGAGACUUCAUCCGUUGACCCUGAGCAGGACUUGAAAGAUUUUGAAUUGAGUAAAUUUCUCACGGUUUGGGCAUUGGCCAAGACAUUUAAAUGGCAAUACACAUGGGCUUGUGUAUGUUUAGCAUUGAGCAAUGCGGGACAAACAACUAUGCCCUUGCUCACAAAAAAACUUAUUCGUUACGUGGAGUUGAAAGCAAUGGGUGACGAAACCGGUAUUGGGAAAGGGUUGGGAUACUCUUUUGGUACUGCAGCCAUUGUGUUCAUUGUUGGUGUCUUGAUCAAUCAUUUCUUUUACAGGUCAAUGAUGACCGGUGCCCAAGCGAAAGCAGUAUUAACCAAGGCAUUAUUGGAUAAGUCAUUUAAAUUGAGCUCAGAAGCAAAGCACAAGUACCCAGCAUCCAAGAUCACCUCGAUGUUGGGCACAGAUCUUUCUAGAAUUGAUUUUGCAUUGGGAUUUCAACCAUUCUUAAUUGUUUUCCCAAUUCCAAUUGCUAUUGCUAUUGCCAUUUUGAUUGUCAAUAUCGGUGUUGCCUCGUUGGUGGGUGUCGCAAUUUUAUUUGUGUUUAUGAUUGGUAUUGCAUUCUCGACAGGUGCAUUAUUCAAGUAUAGAAAAAAAGCCAACUUUUUCACAGAUACUCGUGUUAACUAUAUCAAGGAAGCAUUGAACAACUUGAAAAUUAUCAAGUUUUACUCAUGGGAACCACCAUAUCAUUCAAACAUAUCCGAAGUGAGAAAGAAAGAAAUGAAAAUUAUAUACCGAAUGCAAGUGUUGAGAAAUAUCGUUACUUCAUUUGCCAUGUCCUUGACGUUGUUUGCUUCGAUGACUGCGUUCUUGGUUCUCUACGCAAUUGCAAAUGGCAGAAGGGACCCAGCAUCGAUCUUCUCCUCACUCUCUCUUUACAACACUUUGACCCAACAAGUUUUCUUACUUCCAAUGGCCUUGGCGACCGGUGCAGAUGCAUUUAUGGGUAUCUCACGUGUUGGUGAAUUUAUGUCACAGAGUGAAGUGCACCCAGAAGAGAAUAGAAUUGAAGCUAGUCCGGAGACGAAGGAAGAAAUGGACAAGGAGGGCGUAGCCAUUGAUGUUAAACAUGCUGGAUUUGAAUGGGAAAUUUUUGAUGACGAUGAUGAUGACGAGAAGGAGAAGGAGAAGAAAAAGAAUCAUAAUGGUGAAGGAGCAGACGAUGAAAAGAAAAUGAAGAAAAACACACAAAAUAAAGAUGCCAAAAACUCUGCUGAAAUAGAAACUGUUCAUGAAUCGCAUCAUGACAAGUCAUCUUCAAAAGAACAUAGCUCUUCAUUGGAUGACUCUUCAGAUGAGGAGGUUAUUUUCAAUGGAUUAACAGAUAUCAAUUUUCAAAUUAAAAAAGGUGAGUUUGUUGUCAUCACUGGUUUAAUUGGUUCUGGUAAGUCCUCGCUUUUGGCAGCAAUGUCAGGUUUCAUGAAACGUUCUAGUGGAUCAGUAGACGUUAACGGUUCGUUGUUACUUUGUGGUUACCCAUGGGUUCAAAAUAACACAGUGAAGGAAAAUAUUAUAUUUGGUGCUGAAUAUGACGAGGAGCGUUACAAAAAAGUCAUUUAUGCUUGUUCUCUAGAGGCAGAUUUGGAGAUUUUGCCUGCUGGUGACCGUACUGAGAUUGGUGAGCGUGGUAUCACUUUAUCAGGUGGUCAAAAGGCUAGAAUCAAUUUGGCGCGCGCUGUAUAUGCCGAUAAGGAUAUCAUCUUGAUGGAUGACGUAUUGAGUGCUGUUGAUGCACGUGUUGGUAAACAUAUUAUGAAUAAUUGUAUUAUGGAUUUGUUGAAGGACAAGACAAGAGUUUUGGCUACACAUCAAUUGUCAUUGAUUGGUUCAGCUGAUAGAGUGAUUUUUCUUAAUGGUAAUGGAUCGAUCGAUGUGGGAACUUUUGCCGAGUUGAAGGAUACAAACCCUGGAUUUGGCAAAUUGAUGGCGUACAACAGCGAGCACGAGAAAGAGGAGGAGGAAGAGGUUGAAGAAAUAAACGAAGAAGAGCUCGAAGAAGAGAGAAGAAUGAUUGAACGUCAAUUGACUAGACGUACUACGCACACUGUCAAAACUGGUAUUAGUGAAACUGGUGCUGGUGGCGAAGCUGGUCCUGAAGAUGAAGAAGCACGCCAUCGUGAAUUCAAUUUGGAUGAAACUGUUGACGGUAAAUUAAUUGAUGCCGAAGAAAGAGCUGUUAAUGCCAUUGGAUGGGAUGUUUAUGCUAAAUACAUUACUCUUGGUUCCGGCAGGUUUACUCCGUAUUUACUUCUUCCAGUGUUGCUCACAUUCAUGAUUUUGGCAACGUUUUGCCAAAUUUUUACCAACACAUGGCUUUCAUUUUGGACUGAAUAUAAAUUUGAUAAGCCAGAUAAAUUUUACAUUGGUAUUUAUAUCAUGUUUACAUUUUUGGCAUUUUUCAUGUUAACUAUUGAGUUUAUUAUCUUGGUUUACAUCACCAAUACUGCAUCGAUAAUGUUGAAUGUUCUUGCAGUCAAGCGUGUUCUUCAUGCUCCAAUGUCAUUUAUGGAUACUACUCCCAUGGGUAGAAUCUUGAACAGAUUCACAAAGGAUACUGAUGUGUUGGAUAAUGAGAUUGGUGACCAACUCCGGUUUUUCCUCUUUACGUUGUGCAACAUUAUUGGAGUCUUGAUUCUUUGUAUUGUUUAUUUGCCAUGGUUUGCCAUUGCAAUUCCAUUCCUUGGAAUGUUGUUUGUUUCUAUUGCAAAUUAUUAUCAAGCAUCGGCUCGUGAGGUUAAGCGUCUUGAAGCGGUGCAGCGUUCCCUUGUGUAUAACAAUUUUAACGAGACAUUGAGUGGUAUGGCCACCAUCAAGGCGUAUCAUGCUGUGACCAGAUUUCUUAACAAGAAUAACUAUUUGAUUGAUAAGAUGAAUGAAGCUUAUUAUGUUACCAUAGCCAAUCAGAGAUGGCUUGCUAUUCAUAUGGAUUUCAUUGCUGCAUUAUUUGCAUUACUCAUUGCCUUGCUUUGCGUGAACCGUGUUUUUGAUAUUGGUGCAGCCUCGGUUGGUUUGAUUGUGUCGUAUGUUUUCCAGAUUGCUGGUCAGUUAUCCAUGCUUAUCCGUACAUUCACUCAAGUUGAAAAUGAAAUGAACUCGGCCGAGAGGUUGAAUGCAUAUGCGACGAAUUUGCCGGAGGAAGCGCCAUAUGUCAUCACUGAGAACACACCUCCACCAAGCUGGCCUACCAAGGGUAGUAUCGAGUUUGAGCACGCUUCAUUGGCAUAUAGACCAGGAUUACCUUUAGUUUUGAAGGACUUGACAUUUAAGAUCAAUCCAAUGGAAAAGAUUGGUAUUUGUGGUAGAACUGGUGCGGGAAAGUCUUCCAUAAUGACUGCCUUAUAUCGUUUAUCAGAGUUGGAAAGUGGUAAAAUCGAGAUUGAUGGUAUUGAUAUCUCAACUUUAGGAUUGAGGGACUUGAGAUCGAAAUUGUCCAUCAUUCCUCAAGACCCGGUGUUAUUUAGAGGUACCAUUAGAAAAAAUUUGGAUCCAUUUAAUGAACACUCGGAUGAUAAGUUAUGGGAUGCAUUAAGACGUACAGGGUUAAUCGAAGGAGUCAGGCUUGAAGUUGUAAAGAAGCAAAUCAAGUCACACAAUACAGAAGAGAAAAUUGACAACUCAGCAGCAACUACAUUGAACAAGUUUCACCUUGACCAAACUGUUGAAGAUGAGGGUUCGAAUUUCUCACUUGGUGAACGACAACUUAUUGCAUUUGCACGUGCCUUAGUCCGUGAUUCCAAGAUUCUUAUUUUAGAUGAGGCUACCUCAUCAGUGGAUUACGAAACGGAUAGCAAGAUUCAAGAAACAAUCAUUAGGGAGUUUGGUGAUUGUACAAUUUUGUGUAUUGCGCAUAGACUUAAAACAAUUAUAAAUUACGAUAGAAUUCUUGUGUUAGAUAAAGGUGAGAUUAAGGAGUUUGACACGCCGUGGAACUUGUUCAACUCAAACAAUGGUAUAUUUCAGCAAAUGUGUCAGCGGUCUAACAUCACUGAGCAGGAUUUUUCAAAUGCUCAAAGGUUUUGA